Molecule: messenger RNA, 2274 nt
Organism: Misgurnus anguillicaudatus (oriental weatherfish)
Lineage: Eukaryota; Metazoa; Chordata; Actinopteri; Cypriniformes; Cobitidae
Product: macrophage mannose receptor 1-like
Source: RefSeq, a predicted model, not a curated record
UACUGUAAGGGCGGAUUCACUGUAAGAGUUGACCAUCUAAAGUGACACCAGAAGUUUAGAGCUGUGUAGAAAUAUAAGUAGUUUAGAAGACGGGAUCUUACAUUGAGGUAAAAAAGUAUAAUUUUCAUUUACAACAAACCUUUCUUUAAACACUGUGCUACAGUAAAUCAUUUCGUAACUGUAUUUUUGAUCUUGAUCAGGGUGCAGUGAUGGCAAAACAUCAGAGAGCAGCUGUGACAGCAGUUAUGAACAUGAGUUUGUUUGUGCUGCUUCUGCUGUCAGGUUGGUGUCAUAAUUUAAAUGACACAGGUCUUUGGCGAGAGUAUCAGUACAUAAACAUAAGUAUGACAUGGACACAAGCUCAGAGUUACUGUAGACAUAGAUUCACUGAUCUGGCUACUGUAGACACAACGGAUGAUGUGAACAGGAUGGUAGAUUUAGUGAAUGAAACCGAUGGGUACAGAGGAUUAGUAUGGAUUGGACUGCAAACAAGUAUACAGAGCAAUUGGGUUUGGUCAAAUGGAGAAGAUAACAUUUCAUACAUUCCAUGGUACCCAGGACAACCUGAUGCUGGAGAACGUUGUGCUGCAUUUCUCAAUUAUUAUUGGUACAGUUUUGAUUGUGGAGCCACAUUUCGUUUUGCCUGCUACAAUGAAAGCACUAGAUACAUUAGAAUAUAUAUAGAGAAAAACUGGACAGAUGCUCAGAGUUACUGCAGACGGUAUUACACCGAUCUGGCCACUAUACACAACUCUCAAGAGCAGCAACAGAUACGUGCAGUUGUUGGAGAUGGUUUUUACUGGAUGGGUCUGUACAUAGAAUUUUGGCAGUGGUCUGAUCAGUGGAACCUCACCUUUAGAAACUGGGAAGCAGGACAACCAUUCAUAAGAUCUGGUGACUGUGUUGCCAUGUCAACAAUUAAUUCUGGUAAAUGGGUUCGAUACAGCUGUUACCAAAAGUACCCUUUUGUCUGCUAUGGAGAGGACAGGCUAUUUUCAAGACAGAUUGUCAAACUGAACUUCUCCAAUGUUGGAAAUCAGAACUUGAAUGAUCCUUCUUUACAGACUGCCAUUCUGUAUAAGAUAAAUGAAAAGCUAAAGAGCGCUGGGCUGAAAUUCUCACACAUAAGCUGGAAAACGGAUCAAGGUGGAGAGGUGUUUCAUCUCAACAGCAAACGUGCAGUGAAUUCAAGUACUACAUGUGAUGCGAACGUUCCACUUGAAAAUUAAACAAGCCUCAAGAAAAUAUAAACAAUACAUAUUUCAUGUUGCUAUACAUAUAUUUGCAAAUUACAUUAAUAAUUAAACAAUUACAAAAGAUGUAAUUGUAACAAAGAUGUAACAAAGUAGUAAAACUUAAAGUAUUUUUUACUUUCUUUAUCUAAAAUCCUGUGUCUACAGAGCUAGUGUGCACAUCACAUCAUAUUUUGAAAUCCCAGCCCUGUUUAAAUUUGCUUAUGUAAAGUAAUUUGCACUGAGAUUACAAUGCAACCUAUACAAGUUGUACGUAUUUUAUGAAGUGCCUAAUUUAUCUUAAUUUGUACAACCACAUUAAUGUUUGUUCCCCUGCUACAUUGAGGUUCGGUGCAAGGUUAGGGGUUGGAUUUCAUUAUUGUUUAAAUCCAUACGAAAGAUCCAACUCGUACAUUUUUUACAAAUUCUUUUGAGAUCAGGCUGGGAUUAUCAUUAUUCCUGCAUGUUAUUCUUACAAUAAAAAAAGUUGUGAACUCUUCCCAUUUUCAUGUAAUACUUAGACAUGUGGAGCAGUGCAAUACACUGCUCUUUAAAUAUCAAUUGUUAGAAUGAAAUCAUUUUUUUAUGUAAAAUCAGCAUAAUAAUAUUUUUUUUGGAAUUAAUAAUAAUCUUGGGAAAUAGUAUGAAAGUACAUUGUAUAUUUAUAUUUAGAGUAGCAAUUUAACUAAAAAUGUUUUCAUUUAAAAAUUUAUCAUUUAAAGGGGACAUAUCAUAAAAAUCUGACUUUUUCCAUGUUUAAAUGCUAUAAUUGGGUCUCCAGUACUUCUGUCAACUUAGAAAAUGACUGACUGCCGUAGGCUGAAAGUAAAUGUUGCUGUGUUAUAUAAAAAUUAAAGUUGCCAGGAUUCUCCUAAUUUAUACUUUUCUAAUAUUUAAAAAAUAAAUAAGCACUGUGAAUGUUUAAUCUGUGUUUUCAAAAAAGACACAAGAAACUAGAAUGAUUUGUGUGUUGUCAGUUUAUGCACAUUGUUUUUGUCUAUUGUUGGGACCUAGAUGAGGAUCAGAUCACAAUUUAUGGCAA